AUGUUUGAAUCAAUUAUCAAAAAUUAUAAUUAUUAUUUAAAUUAUUUUAAAUCUAUAAAAUUAUCAAAUUUAUCAAAACAAUUUAAUUUAUUUAAAUCUACUACUACUACUCCUUCAGUUAAAGAUCUCAAAGAUAAACCAAAGGAAAAGAAAAGAACUUGCUUUUUAUGUAAAGAACCUUGUUUUAUUUGUAGAGAAAUUAGACCCAUAAAAUCAGAAAUCAAGAAAAGUUUCAAAAAUUCAUAUUUUGUUAAACAUAAUCCAUCAAAGUAUAUUAAAGGUGAAAUUCAUAAUAUAAAACCAGAUUUAUACAAGAGUUUCAAAAAAUCAAGUUUACUUAAACAUUCAAAAUUUGUUAAAUCUGAAAUUAAGAAUAUUAGACCAGAUAUAGUCAAAAGUUUUAAAGAAAUUCAUUCACCAGACUUUAUCGUAUUUGAUCCACCACCUAAGAAACCACCAUUACCCCCAAAAGAAACUGAUAUCAAACCAGUAGUGUUAUUUUUAGAAUUAAUCAUAUUAAUGGCACUUCCAUUUUAUUUUAUUGUUAAAUAUAUUGAACAAUUGACUUCAGCCGAAUUAGUUGAAAAAUUUUUAAGGUCAUCACCGAAAGUUAAAUUAUAUAUCAAGACGGAAAUACCUAAAAAGAAUGAAGAAAUAAAAGGAAUUGAUUGGGUUUGUAAGAUUUGUUCAUUCAAUAAUCAUAUACCGAGUGGAUUCAACUGGGAUGAAGAAGAACUACCCAAAUGUAUAUCAUGUGGUAUACGGCCAACCAAAAAGUACAUAGAAGAAAUAGCGAAUUCGUCAAAAGAAUCAACACCAGCAUCAACAGAACCAAUAAUAUCAGAAUCAAAUAAUUUUCAGACAUCUCCAUCACCUGCAGUUCUGACAUCAGAAUCUACCCUAGCAAAUGGUCAAUGCCCAACUUGUACAUUCAUAAAUCAUAGAUACGUUAAAUUCUGCGAAAUGUGUGGAACUGAACUUUCAUCAUCAUCAACUUCAGAAUUGAGUCAAUCAAUGAACGACAUAUCACUAGAAACUAAUCCAAUGAAAUUGAAAUUAGAAUCACCAGAACUAUAUACAAACAAUAAACCAUAUGUCAAAAUAAGUUUUCGAAAAGGUGGUGAACAGAAAUUUUUUCAAGAAGUUGCCAAUUUAAUAGAUGAAAUUAAAUGGGAUAAUUUACGUAAAAAAGGUGGCAUAAAUCAAAAUUCUAAAAAAUUACAACAACCAAAACUUGAAAUCAAAAGAACUGGAGCAGGGAUCCAUGCAUUAGAAUUGAUAGGUGAACAACAAAGAAAGAACAAUGAAGUAAUACUAAGCUCUUCAUUAGAAGAUUUGGAGCAAUUAAUGUUCAAGUUCAAAGAUAUACUACAUUUAUCAUCGUCAUUUAAUGGGUUAAUAAACAAUAAAGUCAAUAUCACCAAAAGUCUACCACCUAUCAAUAUAAGCAAAUCAUCUAAUUUAUAUCAUAAUGAACUAAGUCGACAUAUCAGUGAAUAUCUAGUAAACUUCAAAUUGAUCAAGAAUUCAUCCAUGAUUACAUUACAAGACUUAUUCGCAGAUUAUAAUAGAUUUCUAGUUAAGUCUCAAGGAUUUGGAUGUGAGUUAGUAGAUGUAAAUGAUUUUCAAAAACUGGUGGAUUUAUUUGAUUCAUUAAAUUUACCAGUUGUGCAAAACAAAUAUGAAAAAAGUGAUUUAGUAGUAAUCAAACCAAGAAUUCAUACAAAUGCAUAUGAUGAAUUCAUAGUAUCAUACCUAAACAAUCAAGAACAUCAAUAUAAAAUCAAUAAAUUAAGAGUAGAAAUGAUUGAUGAUAACGAAUAUGAUAGAGAUUAUAGUGGACACGAAAAUGGUAAUUAUGGAUGUACAAUAUCAGAAAUUUCUCAUUUUUUCAAUUGGUCGUAUAAUAUUACAAAAGAAGAAUUAGAAAAAUCAAUUGAAAAUGGUCAAAUUGUUAUUGAUCAAAAUAUUUCGGGGACUUUUUAUUAUGUUAAUAAAUUUUCAUCAACUUUCAAUUGGGAUAAUCUGAAAGAAAUUGAACAAAUAAAAGAAGAUAUUGUCAAAGAACAAGAUGAAAUUACCAAAAACAUGAAACUGGAAUAUGAGAGAUUGAAAUUGAACAAUUUGGUGAAUUUAAAUCCUGAAUAUGAAUUUGGUACAAUAAAUGAUGAACAAUCAAUAGUUAGUGAAUCAACACCAGUAACUAGUCAUAUACCUUCAACGAUUUCUUUAAAUGGUUUAGAAGGUCUACAAUUUUAG
Molecule: messenger RNA, 2259 nt
Organism: Lodderomyces jiufengensis
Lineage: Eukaryota; Fungi; Ascomycota; Pichiomycetes; Serinales; Debaryomycetaceae
Gene: VPS36
Product: ESCRT-II subunit protein
Exons: 2
Coding region: 1-2259 (752 amino acids)
Biological process (GO): protein transport to vacuole involved in ubiquitin-dependent protein catabolic process via the multivesicular body sorting pathway
Cellular component (GO): ESCRT II complex; late endosome membrane
Molecular function (GO): ubiquitin binding; phosphatidylinositol-3-phosphate binding
Source: RefSeq, a predicted model, not a curated record